CACCGCGAGAUAAUUAUGCAGAUAACGGUGAUGCUCGCCGGUAUCCCACCUGCAGGAGGAUCUACAGGGUCGGGAUUGGAGAUAGACAAGAUGGACCAACAGUAUUGCCUACGGUGGAACAAUCAUCCAGCCAACCUCACAGACGUUCUCAGCUCCUUGCUUGCCAGAGAGGCACUCUGCGACGUAACCCUGGCGUGUGUUGGAGAGACAUUCAAGGCACACCAGACGAUACUCUCUGCAUGCAGUCCAUAUUUUGAGAGCAUUUUCCUCCAGAAUACCCAUCCCCAUCCAAUUAUAUUCCUGAAGGAUGUCAAUGACACGGAAAUGAAGGCAUUGCUGCACUUUAUGUAUAAGGGAGAAGUUAACGUUAGUCAGCAUCUACUACCGAUGUUCCUUAAAACAGCUGAGGCAUUACAGAUUAGAGGCCUCACUGAUAAUAGCACUGUAAAUAACAAGGCAGAAGAGAAAAGUCCAUCGCCAGAACCAGAAACACAAACUGGCAUUAGGCAUACCGAAUCGCCUAGCCUUCAACCUCUUCCUGAAAAGAGGAAACGGAAGGCUUCGGGCAGCUAUGAUGUUUCUCUUAGUGGUCCUCCCAGUGAACGGUUCAUGUCAGAUUCUCAGGCAUCCUCACAAUGUAGUUACAAAUCAAGCCCUACCGUGAUUCCAAAGUUAAAUAAUGCCAUGGGAGGUGAGAUGGAAGAUGGUGGUCGACCAAUGUCUCCUGCAUCACAGCCGCAACCUUCUAUCAAGCAAGAAUUAGAUCAUCACUUACCAGACUUCCAUGACAACAUUUCCCUCCCAACUAGUGUGGAGUGGGAGGUUCAAAGAGAUGGGAAGAGUGACGAAACUAUGGAUGUACAGAACAUGACCCAAAAUCAACCAGAUCCCGCUGUGAUACAAGUAUCUUGUGAAAGUACUAUCAUGGCUGGAGGUUCCCUGUCUAUCACUAUGUCAGAAACCACGUCUGAUUGUUAUAAGAACUCUUACAGAUUUUUGCAAAAACACCCUGUGUCUCAGAAAUUCAAUUCACAUAGUAGCAAUAGUAUUGAAUCAAGUUCAUUGUGUAAUUUGUUGCUGGAAAACAAUGUAAAUGUUAAAAAAUCGUAUAAUAAUAAGAGUAUCAAUAGACCAAUAAUAGUAAAUCAACAGCAAGGCAUGUCAAUGAUUCAAUCAACUCUUUGUAACAUUUCACAACGUACAAAUCUUCAGGGUAGAAAGACUGGUAGAUUCAAAGUUGGGUGGUUAGAUAUGUAUUCUUGGCUUCGGUACGAUGAAAGAUCGAAUCUUAUGUAUUGCAAGUACUGUAGGAAAUGGAGCGAUUCGAUUCCCGAAAUUCGCACUUCAUUCGCAGCUGGGAAUGGAAAUUUUAGACUUGAAAUUGUAAAUCAUCAUGAUAAAUGUAAAGCUCAUAAUUUGUGUGUUGCUAAAGAGAGUGCAACUAGAGAAAGUUACACUUAUAUCAUGGAAACCUGUUGAUUUUAUAUCACAGUUGCAUCUUUAUAGUCUUAGUUAAUUUGUGAUUAAGUUCAUAUAUUUAAAAGUUCAUAUACAUUUUUUAUUUUCAGUUAUUAUAGAACCGUGUCUAGAUGCAUGUUUAUAAUUAUUUAUCAGUCAUAUAUUUCCAUUAAAAAUGAAUGUUUAUUAUUUCUAUUUUGUUGAAAGCAUGUUCGUGUCACGAUACUUUAAAAGCCUUUUGAUGUUCUUUCUUCCUUAUGGUAUAUGUUAGAGAUGCAUAAAGGUUGUAUCCAAUUUGGGGUAUAUUAAAAAACGUGCCUGCUACUAGCCAUAUUUUAAAAGCUGCCAUCGUUACAAAUAGAAUUAGUGGAUCAAUAUAUUUUUUAACCAACUUUUCGAUACCUUCGUGAAAAUCUCGUGCAAUUAGCUCUGUUAACUUUUCCAAUUGCAGUGAAGAAAAUCAUUCAAUUGAAAGUCAAAUCUUCAAUGGAUAUAUAUUAAAAUAUUUUAGUGAAUGUUAUUGCGUUAGAAAGAUGUUUAAAGCGCGAAAGUUAUUUAAUUAACAAAGUUGUUACAGAAAUAUUAAUCUAUAUUUAAUAGCUUUUAAUGUACAGAAAUACGUGUAUCUUUCUAAGUUUAGAUUUUCUCGAACAGUUGCAAGGUUGUUGUAAACGAUCGAUGGAAUAAGAAUUACCAAAGCACGUGCAUGUUGGAAAUGAUGCGUUUCUGUGAUGAAUUCUUGCAUAGAAUAAAAACUGAAUGUAUUUCAUAAUACUGAUUCUAUUCUGUAACAAAUUUCCGUCAAAUCGACGAGUUCAUUCUCUUUGUUAUAAUUACUUUUUACGAUGUAAAUAGUAAAUAAAGAACGACAGUUAUAAAUUUUAA
Messenger RNA from Osmia bicornis bicornis, 2343 nucleotides. RefSeq names its product zinc finger and BTB domain-containing protein 49-like. The record is from RefSeq and is a predicted model, not a curated record. Gene Ontology annotation, molecular function: protein binding. NCBI's taxonomy places the organism in Eukaryota, Metazoa, Arthropoda, Insecta, Hymenoptera, Megachilidae. Gene Ontology annotation, biological process: regulation of transcription by RNA polymerase II. Gene Ontology annotation, cellular component: nucleus.